Messenger RNA from Cantharellus anzutake, 1148 nucleotides. Its product is annotated as kinase-like domain-containing protein. Lineage: Eukaryota; Fungi; Basidiomycota; Agaricomycetes; Cantharellales; Hydnaceae. Gene Ontology annotation, molecular function: protein kinase activity; ATP binding. The record is from RefSeq and is a predicted model, not a curated record. The transcript has 5 exons. Gene Ontology annotation, biological process: protein phosphorylation. The coding region runs from base 199 to 870 and encodes 223 amino acids.
UCGCUGGCCGAGUGACUCAGCGGUGGACUCUCAUGGGUUAUGCAAGAGUUUAUCAAGGGAACUUGGGAUGCAUGCCGUCUGUAUCAAGGUCCUGGGGGGAUCAUGUAUUUCAUCUGGCUAGGACGUCAUCACCAAGUUUUGUAGGAUUUGUAUAAGCAUUGAUCUGCUGCGAAUCAUCGCUGAUGUGUGCUGUGGGGAAUGCUGCGCGAGGUGAAAAUUUGGGCAUCACUGCGGCACCCCAACGUGGUUACAUUCCAUGGAUGGAUAUUGGAAUUCUUUCAAGAGGACACGACGUGUGCUAAGUUAAUUUCAGCUUGGUGUGAGAGAGGAAAUGUAUCGGAGUAUCUGAAACGGACUCCAGAUGCUGACCGCCGUCGACUGGUUGUGGACAUAUCCGAAGGUCUGGCGUAUCUGCACUUACAAAAUGUAAUACACGGCGAUAUCAAACCGGAGAACAUUGUGGUUAGGGGAGAGUGUGCUAUGCUCUGUGAUUUUGGACUGUCAUGCAUGCUUUUGGAUUUCUCGACGUAUAGGGAAGAAUCUAGCGCUGCCAACGGUAGUCUACGGUUCACUUUCCCCGAGCUACUCGGUGACCAUGUGCAAGACCACGACAGAAAAAGUGACAUCUGGGCGUUUGGCUGUGCAUCUGGACAGGUGCUUUCCGGCAUAAGACCUUAUGCAGCAGUGCUAGGUGACUUGCAAGUCCUCCGUGCUGUGCAGAGUGGUGAACCCCCCUACGUGUGGAAGGAGUCCGAUGAAUUCUUCGCUAGCCUCGAAAGAUGUCUCAAACAGGAUCCAGAAGAGCGAGCUACCAUUGAGCAAGUGGUUCAAAGUUUUAGGUGGGAUUAUCUAAACAGCGUCGGACGAUAAUUCCGACUUUUACCCUUAGAAUCCUGCAUCCCCGUUGAGUUCAAUCACGAAAUACCCAACUGCUCAUGUGCUCAUGUGGGCAAGCAUGCCUUUCAGUAAGCGAAGGGUUAUCUAUCCUAUUUAUGCUGCAUGAUGCACGUUUCUUAUGUGAUGUGUACGCCGCUCAUUGUGCAGGAUACAGCGUAGCGAAUAUGGAGACAUACAUGUUACCUGUUACAUUUGUCAGGUCUGGCAGAGCGCCGAAAUUGGUGGAUUACCGGCGCCACUCGAGGCAGGCG